This is a messenger RNA of Necator americanus (New World hookworm), 2328 nucleotides long. RefSeq lists its product as uncharacterized. The record is from RefSeq and is a predicted model, not a curated record. Gene Ontology annotation, biological process: SMAD protein signal transduction; transforming growth factor beta receptor signaling pathway; BMP signaling pathway. Lineage: Eukaryota; Metazoa; Nematoda; Chromadorea; Rhabditida; Ancylostomatidae. Gene Ontology annotation, molecular function: DNA-binding transcription factor activity, RNA polymerase II-specific; I-SMAD binding; RNA polymerase II cis-regulatory region sequence-specific DNA binding. The coding region runs from base 1 to 2328 and encodes 775 amino acids. The transcript is spliced from 19 exons. Gene Ontology annotation, cellular component: heteromeric SMAD protein complex.
AUGGAUGAUAUUAUAUUCGAAGCAGUGCGACAAUGCGAUCCUGAUCCGAUCUCACACGAUGACUCCAGUAUGGCUCAUUUAAACAGUUUUGAGUUUAACUCCCACCAAAGUACACCUCAUUAUUCUGCUUCAGAAUUGCGUAGUGCAUCUGCUGCGCCAUCUCAACCCCCACUUACACCAUCACCGGCCAGUUUUGAUACAGGCGGAGAACGAGCUGUUGCUUCGCCCUUUUCGGACUCAACGUCAUCUAUUGCCAAAACGUCAGCAGAACAAACUAAUCGUCGUGGUAGGAGCAACACGGAAAACAGAUCCGGUUCGAACACUACACAUUCACUUGCACGGCCUUCUGCGAGUGAUGCAUGCACAACCAUCGUUGCCUAUCUCAUGCAAUUUAACAAGAGUGCUGAUGAAGAGUUCUCACGUAAAGCAAUUGAGUCCUUGACAAAGAAACUCAAGGAUAAGAGGGAUGAACUGGAUGCGUUGAUAGCAUGUUGUGGAAGUGAAGGGAAGGAAGCGGACAAGUGUGUGACCAUAGCUCGAACACUGGAUGGUCGUUUGCAGGUGGCAGGUCGAAAAGGUUUUCCUCACGUUGUGUACGCUCGUGUUUUUCGAUGGCCAGAUUUGCAUAAGAACGAAUUACGACAUUUGAGUAUCUGCGAAUGUGCUUUCGACCUCAAAUGUGACUCUGUAUGUGUAAAUCCGUACCAUUGUGAGCGCAUCAUGAAUCCGACGUUAAACAACCUGAGUAAUUUGGAUCUAGCUUCACUGAAACUUGAACGUUCGCCGUCUGAAAGCACCGAUACAGACGUUGAUCGACUCACUGCACUUUACAGAGAUUUUCGACCCGAAGGCGCCUGGAACUCAAUUGCCCCGUUUGGUCAACCACAUCAAAAGAUUUCACCUCAAGCACCAAACACCUUCGGUACCGCUUAUCCUCAUCCACAUGCUCCUCCAUGGGCGCAAAAAUCGAUGACCGCUCCGUCCGUCGAUUUGUCAAAUAAUCACGCGUUUGCAUUGCCGGAUAAAGCAGUUCUGCCAUCUCAAAUGCUUCCACCGCAUGCUCUCCUUCAACAGCACCAGAAACAGGCCCAGCCGGACUUCUCUCACCUUCGACUCUUCGAUGGAUCCUUUCAAACGAAUCGUCCUACUCCUUCAGAUUCAACACAAGUUGCAAACGCUCAGCAAGCCUUCUACCAUCAGCAUAAACCGCCUCAGAAUCAUCCCAUGCAGCUACAUCCGUCGACAAGUCUUCAGAGUUCUCAGUCGAGCCAUCUUCAACAAAUUUCGCCGCUACAAACGGCAUUUUCCGACACAACGCUAGGACGACCUCACCCUCAACUUCACUUGCCUUUACAACCGUCACGAUCUCCUAAAAACACAGUUCAAGUGCAACGAACUGCUCAGUUACAAGACGGCCAAAUGGCUACUAACCUCAAAAUUUCUGAUGAGAAGGAAAAGCUGUUGUCACGACCCAUACCUGGACAACCCUAUGGCAAUCUUUGCUUAGUUCCAAUCCUGGAUCGCGACUGGCAACCUCAAGCCAAGUUACUCUGUAACAACGAUGACUCGAUCUCUUGCGAAAAAUUGCCUCAGUGCGCGCUGUCGAGUGUGAAUGCCGAAUUCGUCCUCGGAAACAAGCUGAAAGUGAACAGUUUCGAACCACCUUCAUGUUCGGUUGACUCCAAUUGGGGAUGUUUCGUUUACUAUGAAAGAGAAGUGCAAAUUGGGCUGCUUCAGGUGAAGCACAGCGAUAUGUACAUUGACGGUGGUUUCGGUCAAGCAUCCAACAGAUACUGCCUUGGGCGCGAGAACAAUCCACUUCGGGAACAAGACUGCCAUCUUGUGAGGCAAACGAUAGGUGACGGAAUUCGUCUUUCAUUCAAAGAAAACGGUGAUGUUUGGGUUCAAGUAUACACGGGACGUGCCAUAUUCGUCCAUUCUCAUUAUCUGGAUCGUGAAUCUGGAAGAGGUACCGGCGAUGUGGUACAUAAAGUGUAUCCUGGAGCAAAAAUUAAGAUAUUCGACCUGAAUAACGCUAAGGCCAUUCUUCGUCAACAUAUGUUGGCAUGUCAAACGGCAAAGGAGUACCUAGCUGGCCAAAGAACACCCAUGGAUGAUCUGUUCCAUAUGUAUAAGAAGGAUAAGCUUGAUGAGGAAGCUAAGAAAGGAGCUGACGAUAUGAAAAGAUUCUGUGUUGCACGGAUCUCGUUUGUGAAAGGUUGGGGUCCAGAUUACAAUAGAAAGAGUAUAAGCGAGUGCCCCUGCUGGAUUGAAGUCAAAAUGAACAGAGCCUUUCAAUAUCUGGACGAAUUGAUGCACGAGAUGUAG